AUGAUUAGGCUUUUGGUUCACCCACAAAAAAAAUUUUGUCCUUUCCAUGCAUUUCGCUAUUAUGUUCGGUGCUUUCGUAAGACGAAGGGAAAAUGUUGCACACUUCCUGAUUCUGCGCCUAUCGGUGGCGCAAAUCUUACGACCAUGACUAUUAAAUGUUUUGAUGAAAAAAUCACAGAGAAUUGGUUUGGUGAAAUAAGAUACAAAGAAAAUAACGAGGACAAAACGGUGGAUUACUGGAGUGCAGCCACGGUGGCGGGAAGUAAGGAGCACUUGGGUAUCGUCAAAAAGGCGAGCUCAUCAAGACAACAGGGCUGCUGCAGUAAUACACAGUUAGCAGCAGCAGUUGCAACCGUUAUAUCACCGUUAUCGUCGUCAGUUCUAACCGCAAGAUAUGUCGUCGUUGAGUAG
Messenger RNA from Loa loa (African eye worm), 411 nucleotides. RefSeq lists its product as hypothetical. The transcript has 4 exons. The record is from RefSeq and is a predicted model, not a curated record. Bases 1 to 411 code for a protein of 136 amino acids. Lineage: Eukaryota; Metazoa; Nematoda; Chromadorea; Rhabditida; Onchocercidae.